AUGAUGCACAGAGAAUCCUGCGCGUGUGACACAGACAGUUUGGAACUGUUUAAAGUUCCCCCGACAAACGUCACUUUAGAAGACUCUAAAUGGAUGGAAUAUCAUCCGAUUUCCAGUACGUUAAAUUCGGAUACGGCUCCGAUUGAAUUCGAAAUCAAAGGUCAAGAAGAUGAAUAUCUGGAUUUAUCUCAAUCGUAUCUCCAGAUGGUCUGUAAAUUCACCAAAGCAGACGGGACGGCUCUCACGGGAGCCAAUUCUACUUCCACCCCGGUCAAUAACAUCUUACAUUCCUUAUUCAAUGAAAUCGAUGUGAGUCUCAAUGGCAAAGUCAUUACCCCAGGAACGGAUACUUAUCCGUACAAAGCCUACUUGGAAAAAUUACUGUCUUAUGCCCUCAAAACUCUGAAAACUCAGAUGAGAGCCUGUACCUUGUGGGAAAAAGAUACCGCGGGUCAAAUGGACGAUCAUGAGUAUUCUGCUCUGGUUCAACCUCCAAAGGAAUUCGCCGUAGCUGAUAAUAAAGUCACCAUCAAUGCAAUGCUACCGACACCAAUAUAUCCCGAGGAUUCUAAGAAUGUGGGGUUGAGAAAACGUCACCACAAAAUAAAGGAAAUUGUCUUGAUGGACCGUUUACAUCUGGAUUUGUUUCAGCAAGAAAAAUGUCUGCCGAGCGGAUUAGACGUACGUCACCGAUUCAAUCGUGCCAGACCCCAAUUCUACAUUAUGACCGACGUCGGUAGUAGUGGGAAAGUAGUCAUUCAAAGUAUGAUCUUGUGGGUGAGAAAAGUCAAACCGACUCCAACGAUCAUCAAUCUGAUCAAUCAACAACUGAGUACUCAAACAGCUAAAUAUCCAUUGAGAAGAGUGGAAGUGAAAACGUUCACGAUUCCCACCGGGACCCAAUCGAAAAUCACCGAUCACCUAUUCCAAGGCCAGAUGCCCAAACUCAUCCUCUUGGGGUUUGUGGAGAACGCCGCCUUUAACGGAGAUAAAAAUCCGUUUAAUUUCCAAAAUCAGAAAGUAAAAAAAUUAGAAGUCAGUACCAAUGGAGACAUGAUGGAAACUCGUCCCCUGGAACCUAAUUUCACGGAGGAUCAGUAUCUGCGAUCGUAUUUAAGUCUGUACAAAGGAUUGGGAAAAUUAGGGCAAGAUUGGGCUCCCGACGUUACUCUGGAAGAAUAUAAAAACGGUUACACCCUAUGGUGUAUGGAUUUCACCAAAGAUCAAGAAGCUCAGACGGAUAAAUUUCAUCUCAUACAAACAGGUAACCUGAGAGUAGAAGUACAAUUUGCCGUCAACAUAGCGACGACCUUAAACUGUGUGGUGUAUGCCGUCUUUGAUAAUUUGCUAGAAAUCAACAAACAACGAGAAGUCAGCAUCGAUUACUGA
Messenger RNA from Ostrea edulis (European flat oyster), 1389 nucleotides. RefSeq lists its product as uncharacterized. The record is from RefSeq and is a predicted model, not a curated record. The transcript has a single exon. Lineage: Eukaryota; Metazoa; Mollusca; Bivalvia; Ostreida; Ostreidae. The coding region runs from base 1 to 1389 and encodes 462 amino acids.